GGUUGUUGGCCAGAGAACGGCAGAGAAGUGCAUGCCCCGGCCUAAGUGCUGCUGACUUGGGUCAACUGCUCCAGUGUCCGCUGGGCCACCCGGGUUCAAGACAUCUUCACAGCUGGGAAGCUCCUGGCCCUGGCCCUGAUCAUUAUCAUGGGCGUUGUGCAGAUAUGCAAAGGAGAAUUCUUUUGGUUGGAGCCAAAGAAUGCAUUUGAGAAUUUUCAAGAACCUGACAUCGGCCUCAUCGCCCUGGCUUUCCUCCAGGGCUCCUUUGCCUAUGGAGGCUGGAACUUUCUUAAUUACGUGACUGAGGAACUUGUGGAUCCUUACAAGAACCUUCCCAGAGCCAUCUUCAUCUCCAUCCCACUGGUCACAUUUGUGUAUGUCUUUGCCAAUGUCGCGUAUGUCACUGCAAUGUCCCCCCAGGAGCUGCUGGCCUCAAAUGCAGUCGCUGUGACUUUUGGAGAGAAGCUUCUGGGGGUCAUGGCCUGGAUCAUGCCCAUCUCUGUUGCCCUGUCCACAUUUGGAGGAGUCAAUGGCUCACUCUUCACCUCCUCCCGGCUGUUCUUUGCUGGAGCCAGAGAAGGCCACCUCCCCAGCGUGUUGGCCAUGAUCCAUGUGAAGCGCUGCACCCCAAUCCCAGCGCUGCUCUUCACAUGCCUCUCCACGCUGCUGAUGCUGGUCACCAGUGACAUGUACACACUCAUCAACUACGUGGGCUUCAUCAACUACCUCUUCUACGGGGUAACAGUUGCAGGGCAGAUAGUCCUUCGCUGGAAGAAGCCGGAUAUCCCCCGCCCCAUCAAGAUCAAUCUGCUGUUUCCCAUCAUAUAUUUGCUGUUCUGGGCCUUCCUGCUGAUCUUCAGCCUGUGGUCGGAGCCAGUGGUGUGUGGCAUCGGCCUGGCUAUCAUGCUGACGGGAGUGCCUGUCUAUUUCCUGGGUGUCUACUGGCAACACAAACCAAAGUGUUUCAAUGACUUCAUUGAGUCACUAACCCUAGUGAGUCAGAAGAUGUGCGUGGUCGUGUAUCCCCAGGUGGAUGGGGACUCGGGGACAGGGGAAGCAACCAGUGAAAUGGAGGAACAGCAGAAGCCCAUCUUUCAGCCUACUCCUGUCAAGGACCAGGACUCAGAGGAACAGCCCUAGCCCUGAGGACUGCCGUCCCUUUAACUGACCACUCCCCACUUCAUCCUCUCUGCCCUGCAUCCCUGCCUACAUCCCCCUAACACACACACAUACACACACACACACACACACACACACACACACCUAUACUUCUGUCAGGCAGGGCCAAGUCCUGGGUGUCCACAGUGACAAGUUCUAAACAAAGACACUGACCUUUGUACCCAAAGAACCCGCUUCCAGUCCCAAGGCCCACGGUCGAGGUCAGUGCACCAGGGUCGGCAGACACUCCAAGGGUUAGAGGAGACUGGAGGUGCCAUGGGUACCCUGCAGGACUCUUCCUCCUGGGCCCAUGCCCUUCCGGUGCCUCUAAGAAACCCGGGUUCACUGCUGCUUCUUCUCCCUAGUUCUGAGCCCAGGUGAAGCUUCAAUUGGGAAGGAGGUAGCAGCACGGUGGGCUGGUUGGGGAAGGCAAAACAAACACAAAUGUCACCACUCACCAUCUUUUCUGGAGAGACUGAAAUGCCUCUUCACUCACCGGGGACCCUGUACCUACCACUCCACUGCCCAGCCUAGGCCCCCUGCUGAGAAACUUCCCUUUCAGGAUGCCUCCUCCCCACUGAGCUAAGGACCAAGAAGGAGGACCACCCUAUCCCCAGCUCUAAGUCAAGCUUGUGGAAUACAUAAGGGUAGGCUCAGACUGCAGAAGCCAAGCCCUACCCCUGAUCCUGCCCCUGCUUCUGCCUCCUGUCUCCUUGUGGUGCCAAAGCUCCCUGAAGCCAGAAAGGCUUCUUAUGUUCAGUCGAAUAGAUAUCUAUCUCUCUCUUAAGGGCAAAGCGACUCAGCUACACCCCUCCGGCCCCCUGAGCAUCCCAGCCGCUCCUCCCACCCACAGCACUGCCAGCCACCCUCAUGCUUUUUCUCCCCUGGACCUUGGCUCAAAGACCAGGCAGAAAGGAUCCCCAAGCCCUUCAGGCCUGAGAUUCAGAGUCAAACCAGCCUUAAGUCAUCUCUCCACCAAGAACUGAGCCUAAAAAAUGCUCCCUAGUUCUACCCUUCAGGACAGACUUGGUGUUAAAUGCCUCCCCUGGAAGGAAGGGUGCUUCCCCCUCCCCAGAGACGCUCAGCCCUCACCCUGGGGAGACCAUGUUGCUGGGGGAGUGUUUUCUGAAGGCUGGUUCCUCUCCCCUCCCCCAACUCAAGUGAUCCCACCCCCAUCCUGCCAUCCUGUUUGGGACAAGAUGGAAGGGCAGUGACAGAAUGCCACUCCCUUUGGAGAGCUCAGAAAAGUCCCUUCCACGAGAGCUACCGACCUGUGCUCUACGGGAAGGUAACAGUGUUUCCCUUGUCCUGGCAGCCUCUGUAUCUGCUGUGCCAAGGACCCCAUGCCCUAUUCCAUCUACUUAAACUGGAAUACCCCAGGGCCUUUGCCUGGCCCGUCAGGUCCCCUGACUUCUCACCUAGCUCACCUGACCCCUAACUGGUGAGAGGCUGGGUUUGGGCUGAUUAUGGCCCUUCAGAGUGCAGUCCAGGCAGGCUGUGGGGCCUCAGGGGGACCAGGGACCAUCCCUCCAUCCCUUUCUUCUCAUUCCUUCAGCCUCUACCCACCCCCUCCUUGAAUUAUUAUCUUU
This is a messenger RNA of Arvicola amphibius (Eurasian water vole), 2747 nucleotides long. It is a transcript of the gene Slc7a8, whose product is annotated as solute carrier family 7 member 8. Gene Ontology annotation, molecular function: L-amino acid transmembrane transporter activity; neutral L-amino acid transmembrane transporter activity. The record is from RefSeq and is a predicted model, not a curated record. Gene Ontology annotation, cellular component: membrane. The coding region runs from base 148 to 1140 and encodes 330 amino acids. Gene Ontology annotation, biological process: neutral amino acid transport; amino acid transmembrane transport. The transcript is spliced from 9 exons. Lineage: Eukaryota; Metazoa; Chordata; Mammalia; Rodentia; Cricetidae.